Nannospalax galili (Upper Galilee mountains blind mole rat) is the source of this 1332-nucleotide messenger RNA. RefSeq names its product proline rich 13 (gene Prr13). Bases 202 to 621 code for a protein of 139 amino acids. The record is from RefSeq and is a predicted model, not a curated record. The transcript is spliced from 4 exons. Gene Ontology annotation, cellular component: nucleoplasm. Lineage: Eukaryota; Metazoa; Chordata; Mammalia; Rodentia; Spalacidae.
CAGAAUGAAUAGGGGUGACCAGGAAGUGCGAGCCAAGACUUGGAAGGACAGAGCCUUCUCUCAACAUCUUCGGAAGGUGACAGGACAUCUGGACUCCCUAAUUCUCUUCUUACCCUUUGUUGGGUCCGGGGUUUGUUUGCAGUCGGGAACUAGGAGCUCCGUUUGCCUUUUCUUAGUAGGGGCUUGAGCAAACAUCUGAACAUGUGGAAUCCCAAUGCUGGAUACCCAGGACCAAAUCCAUAUCCACCCCAUGGCGGGUGUCCAGGUUCCCAUCCUACCUGUCCACCACCUGUCAAUCCUGCUUUUCCUCCUGGAUCCUGUCCCCCUCUUCCAGGAGUCCCCCCAGGGAAUCCAGCUGUCCCUCCAUGUCGGCCCCUUUAUCCUGUGCCACAGCCAGGGUGUCCAGGAUACCAACCCUCAGGUCCGUACCCUCCCCCACAUCCACCACCUGCCCCUGGCAUGUGCCCUGUGAAUCCUCUGGCUCCUGGCAUGGUAGGCCCAGGAAUGGUGAUGGACAAGAAGAUGCGGAAGAAAAUGAAGAAAGCUCAUAAAAAGAUGCACAAACACCACAAGCAUGGCAAGCAUUCCUCCUCCUCCUCUUCCAGCAGUGACUCUGACUGAACGCAGGCCUGGGCCCUCCUCCCCUCAAGUGUCACCAGUUCUGAGCUCCCAUCAAGCUUCAGUUGUCAUCUCUUACCAAGGGAAAUUAGCCCUCUACUCCCUGCCCCACUCCUACCUGUGCCUUCCCUUGCUGCUCAAUCCUGAUUGGCUAGGGAGACUUGGAAGAAGCCUGCCUUCGCCUUGCUUGACAUGGCUGAAGGGUUUAGCAGGGAGCUGUCUUUUGAGGACGGUGACUUGCUGAGCUGAAUGAUGAAGACCAUGCCAAGAUCUGUAAAAUGUGAUCUUUCAUUUCCUGUCGUAAUACUUGUGGUUGGGGUUUUGUGGAAAUGUAAUUAUGAUGAAAACCUUGUACUUUUGUAAUGGUGGCACAUUAGACUGAUUUAGUGGCGACUUUAUUCAGCAGGCCUUUUAUUGUUGUAACUGCAAAGCUGUUGAGGGGUCUGUUGGCUUGAUGAGCUUUUUUUUUGGUUUUGAGACAGGGUCUCCCUUUUAGCCACAGCUGGCCUUCUGGAACUCACUAUAUAGACCAGGCUGGCCUUGAUUUCACAGAGAUCCACCUCCUUUUGCCUCUGCCUCCCAAGUACUGGCAUUAAAGGUGUGUGCCACCAUGCCCAUCUUGAUGAGCUCUUCUGGAACCUAGUCUAUUCCUUAGUUCAAUAUGCUAUCUCAGACUACUCUCAGUUUAAAUAAAGCUGUUUCUCCUGGUCUCUA